This is a messenger RNA of Dendroctonus ponderosae (mountain pine beetle), 3636 nucleotides long. RefSeq lists its product as uncharacterized. The record is from RefSeq and is a predicted model, not a curated record. Gene Ontology annotation, molecular function: protein kinase binding. Gene Ontology annotation, biological process: positive regulation of protein tyrosine kinase activity; neuromuscular junction development. The transcript is spliced from 11 exons. Lineage: Eukaryota; Metazoa; Arthropoda; Insecta; Coleoptera; Curculionidae. Bases 399 to 2714 code for a protein of 771 amino acids.
GGCCGCACUUACGAAUUAGUCGCGCGCUGCCUUUCGUGUUGGUAGUUUUAUGUCGCUCAGUUGAAAAAUCUUACGCGAAAAGCGGCAAAACAAGUUUUAAAACUCGCAAAAGUUUUUCAAAAACUUCACAUUCAUUCAAGUGUAUUUUCUGGAGAAUUCUAAAAUUGUUUACACUUGGUUAAAACUAGUUUGCUCAGUUUAUUCAAGUGAAUGUAAAUAAACCUUUUCAAAUUGUCUCGGCGCAAAAAAACAGUGUGUUUACAAUUUUUUUCCUAGGAUGUUUUAGUGAUAAGUGUUGUAUGUAUGCGCGUUUAGCGCGUUCAGUUGAAUUUUAGUAGUAUAAUGUGAUAAUUGAGUUCGCGGUUUGUUGCUGGAUUUACCAUUAACUUUGGCUAAAUAUGUGCGACGACAAUUCCAUUAUCGAGGGUACCGUCAAGUUUCGAGAUGGCAAAAAGUGGAAAUCAAGAUGGUGUGUCAUGCGAAAAUUGUCGCCAGUUGCAGAUUGUCUCCACCUGCAGCUGUACAGAGACUCGAAAGACCGAUACAAGCAAGGACAAACCAAAGCUUCCUUAUCACUCCAACAUUUCCUGGGUCUGGAGAGUGGAUUUACGUUGGACAAAGAAUCGCAUACGGUAGCCAUUUUGUGCCAAGACGUGGUCGUGGUGCUGGCUUUCGAUAAUAGAGAAAGGUUGAUGCAAUGGCAAAUCAAGCUCAGCACGCAUCUGAACGAUGGCCCUCACUUCUUGGUUUUGGUGUCAAGUUCACCACUCAAAACAAAGCUUCCUCCAGGUCCAGCCCGAUUGCACGUUCAAGAGCGAAGCUUUUGCCUGACAACGGGAGUGCCGCCUCGAGUAGCUGGUCAAUGGCAAAUUGCAGACUUGCGAAGAUACGGAGUAGUGGACGGCCGGUUCUGUUUUGAAGGAGGAUCGAGAUGCCUGAAAGGAGAGGGAUUAUAUAUACUGAUUGCCGAUCAAGGCGACGAAAUUAUGGCCGCUCUACAAGCAGCCUCUACAGGAAAUUUGCACUCGUCCAGGAAACGACCAGUGUCGCGAAACAUGUCGGUGAUGGAUAGUCCGGCCAGAAGGCCCCAUAUGCGGCAAGCAGGAGGCAUUGCAAUGGAAUUGAGAGAUAGCGAGGUUUCCCUCACAUCAAGAGCGGAUUCACCUUAUACUGAUUUAGAAAGCAACUAUGGCUGUGGUGACAGUAUUUCGAAUGAUGGUUGGAACCAACCGUCCAUCGAGCGUUGUAUGAGCUGCAUAAGCAAACUAGGUGCGAUGUCCAGAUCAUCUACAGCAACAGUUACAAUGGGGCCUACCCUAGGAACACCAUGUUGGGAGCAUACAUGCGACAGGCAUUCCAUCAGCAGCUCAAGCGACAGUUCGGGGUGGAGCCAAGCUGUUACGCGCCCACCUCAACGCCCACCCAAACCAGGCUCCACUUCUCCCUCGCCAAAGAAACCUGCUGCACCUCCGCCCAUCUCCUACGACAACUACGAUGUUCCUAAAAUGCCAUUUCCGGUGGAAUCGAGCCAAAAUGAACAUUACGAUACGCCGCGAAAGCUCAAAGAAUGUAUAGGAUUUGAAACGGUGCAGAAACCGUGCGGUUGCAUUUUGAGAAUUCGACAACCUGAACCGGAAAGGCCGUGUGUGUGUCAGCGCCUUAUGAGCUGUUGGUCAGCGCCAGAGGACUCCAUUCAUGCCGUCUAUGCCACUGUAGAUUAUAGCAAAAAGACUUACCGAUGCCAUCCAAAUCCAGGCACAACGAACUAUGCCAAUUUAACACCAGUUGCAAACCCUUCCAACGCCUCAGCUAAUAAGAAUCAAACAACGACUGCACAAGCACCGUCGUGCAACUACGAAAACAUGGAAUUUGCUCAAACUCUUCAGCUGUACGAAAACGGCAAAGAAAUUUCUGAAAAAGCCCGAGCUCUCUGCGCCAAAUGCGGACACGCUCAAAGUGAUUAUUUACUCAUGGAACCCAACAAGAAUAUCAAUCAAGCCCAUCCUGGGUAUAUUCCGAUGUCUCCAGCUGUGAAACAAAGAUUAAGCAAGGUGCUGUCCAACAGCAACCCCAACUUAGGCCCAGUUCUGGACCGUUCUAGUAAGCCCGCCUCUGGAUCAGCAAUGCUGCAUGCAGGCGAUGUAUAUCAAAGGAAGCAGAUAAUGGAUAAUGCUGAUGACAUUGAUAGUGUGAGGCGAAAACGAUCAAAUAGUGCGGACUCGAGUACCAGCAGAGUCGAACCGGAACCGGAGCCAGAUGUUGCUUCACCUUGCAAAUGCGUUGGACAAACCGCUCAGGCUGCUCAAUUAGUUCGACGAUCAUCGAGCGUUCCAUGUAAAUCAAAUCGCGAUUCGUCCAGCUCCAAUGAUUCGGGAGUAUUUGAACUACCUCGUCGUCCGCAAAUGUCUGCAAAUGUUACACUACCUCGAAGGUCGAAAAGUUCCGAUCCCUUGCGAGACCUCAGCUUUCAGUUCAACAAGGCAGCUACAGAGGGAAAGUCUGCCAGUGCUGAAGCCGAAGUGCCGGUUUGCCCAAAUGGGAGUACCAGUAGUGGCACCUCCGAUAUGUCGGACUACUUCGAAACUUUGUCACUCUCGUCCCACAGCUCAAGCGUGGAACCUCCUCCACCAUCUUGCACUCUCAGACCGAGAUCAGGCAAUGAGUAUCUGAGCAUGCAACGACUCAUCGCUCCGGUGCCUGAAGAGCACCACUAAGGAGAAACGAAACUAGUCAUUCUAAAGUUUAGCGAGCAAUAAUGGAUGUUUUUUCUAAGUUAAUAUGUAAGUAUCGGUGGCGUUUAGUUGGUAGAAGCGCAUAUGUAUCCUCUAUACACAGGAGUUUUUAACAGUAUACAUUUUCUAUUCCAAACAACGAAAUAUUUAGGGUUGGGCAUGUUUUUGCAUUCGAGAUUUUGUGCUGGGAAAAUGAAGCUCUACUGCAGAUUCAAAGCGCAAAACUGUAAAUUAAAGAGAUCCUCUAACUUUUUUCACCACAAGCCCAAUUAAUUGAAUAUCUGUAUUCAUAAUGUGUGGCAUUUUGUCAUUACAAUUUCUGAAAUGGCAAAGUUAACUUACAGCAAAGAUUUUGUGGUAAAAAUAUUUUAAGCAAAAUUGAAAGCUCGGCACGUUUCCUAAGCGCAUAAUGGCAGAAUGCUUUUUACAAGGAACAUAACGUGCUGUACGUAUUUCUUAAUCGUUAUAUAAUAAUUAACACCACCCAUACCUACAUGCAGUUGGAACGGUAACUCUGUCGUUUUAGUUGUAAUUAAAUAUGGUUUAACCCGAUUUGAUUGUGGUAAUUAGGUAAAACGAGGUUUUAAAAGGAUUUUAUACUGUAGAAUAGUAGAGUUUAUACCUAGUCCCUUUUUAAAUGUAAAUACUGUAAACAUUUUAAACGCUGUGUUUUGUUUGUAUAUUAUUAUUACUAUUAUUAUUAUAUCUUAUUUAGAACUUAUCUUAAGACAGAAUUCCCCCCGUUCUCUAACUGAAAAUAUUGUUUAACAAGUAAAGGUCCUAUACGAUACAGGUGUAUACAUAAACUACUUAUUUAGUCUAUUAUAUACGAUGUAUAAUCAAUUAAUCAAUUUUUCUGUAUAAAUAUAAUGUAUUUACUUGAUAAUUAAAUAAAUUAUUCAAA